UACGUCAAAAUGGCCUUUUGAUCGUAUAUACAUUAAAAGCAAAAAAAAAGUGCGCGGAAGGUCAACAAGGUGUUGGUGCCGGUUAAUUUUAGUAUUGAAGUUUCUGUAAUUUAUAAAACUAGUCAAUGUCGGUAAUCAGUCCGGAAUAAAUAGAAUCGAUACGUUUUUAUACAAUUUUUUAAAUGUGUUAAAGUGAAAUUUCAAAAUUAUUAUUAGUGUUGCAGUGUAUACUAAAAGAUACCAGUAAACAUGCCAAAUCACUCCGAACUUGUAGCAACCCUGCGAAACUCUUACUCCAGUGGGGUUACGAAAAAUGUUACCUUUCGUCUUAAUCAGUUGAAGGCCCUUCUGCGCCUCUAUGAAGAGAAUGCAUCUCAAAUCGUAGCAGCAGUAGCCCAAGAUUUACGCAAACCCAAAAAUGAAACAUUGUUGUCAGAAGUUGAUUAUUUGAAGAAUGACGUACUCAACAUGAUUUAUAAUUUGUCAUCGUGGACGGAACCUGAAAAACCAGAAAAAACUCUCAUUAAUAUGAUGGACGAAGUGCUUCUACUCAGCGAACCUUACGGUGUUGUACUCAUCAUCGGAGCUUGGAAUUAUCCGAUACAACUAGUUUUUGCGCCACUUUCUGGAGCUAUAGCAGCCGGAAACUGUGCAAUUAUCAAACCUUCAGAAAUAUCACCCGCUAGUUCUAAGCUGAUAGCCGAACUUGUACCCAAAUACUUGGACAACGAUUGCUACAAAGUGGUUGAAGGCGGAGUUGCUGAGACAACGGCACUUUUAAAUUUGCGCUUCGAUUAUAUUUUCUACACGGGGUCUACUCAUGUUGGAAAGAUCAUCAGUGAAGCUGCCGCUAAACAUUUGACACCUAUUACUUUGGAACUUGGUGGCAAAAGUCCAGCUUAUGUGGAUGAUUCAGUUGACAUUGAAAUAGCUGCUAACAGAGUCUUGUGGGGCAAAUGCGUCAAUGCUGGUCAAACUUGCAUUGCUCCUGACUACUUACUCUGUACCAAAAGUGUCCAAGAGAAAUUUAUAGAAGCAGCCAAAAAAACGUUGUCACAGUUUUACGGGGAAAAAAUUAAACAGUCACCGGACUUUGCAAGAAUUGUAAGUGAUGGCCAUUUCAAACGUGUUAUGAAAUUAAUGGACGGGACCAAAAUCGCCUACGGUGGAGACCACGAUUCUGAAGAACGUUAUAUCCAGCCCACUAUUGUCGUCGAUGUUAAACCAACAGAUCUAAUUAUGCAAGAAGAAAUAUUCGGUCCUAUUCUGCCCAUUGUUAAUGUGGAUAGCGCAGUUGACGCUAUUAACUUUAUCAAUGCCAGAGAAAAGCCUUUGGCACUUUACGUUUUUUCAAAUAAGAAGUCUGACGUAAAUUUGUUCCUUAAAAAUACGUCCAGUGGGGGAGUUUGCGUUAACGACACCGUAAUGCAUUUUGCCUGUGAAAGUUUGCCUUUUGGGGGUGUAGGGAAUAGUGGUAUGGGGGCUUACCACGGCAAGUUUAGUUUUGAUACAUUUUCACAUAAGAAGGGUGUGUUGGUCAAAAAUACAAAGAAAUUUGGAGAAAAAAUGCAAAAUGCCCGAUAUCCUCCAUAUAAUGAAAGUAAAGCUAAAUUUCUUAGUACAGUGACAAAGAAGAGACCAACUAUUCCACUCAAAUAUCUUUGGCAAUUUAUUACUUUUGGUUUUGGAGUUUUAGCUACAGUAGGAGUAAAGUAUGCGUGCCAGUAUUUAGAUUAUAAGAACAAACAUUAAUUUUCCUCGUUGGAAUGUUGAUUAAUGUUUACAUAUUUUGUGAUACGUGAGUAAAAGCAAAAUCAAAAUAAUAUUGUUAACGAUAUGGUUGUACUGCUUCUCUUGUAUUCUUGUUUUGUUAUAAUGCAUUGUAAUAUUUUAAUAAAGUUUUUGCAAAUGAA
Zophobas morio is the source of this 1913-nucleotide messenger RNA. RefSeq names its product aldehyde dehydrogenase, dimeric NADP-preferring-like. NCBI's taxonomy places the organism in Eukaryota, Metazoa, Arthropoda, Insecta, Coleoptera, Tenebrionidae. Gene Ontology annotation, biological process: aldehyde metabolic process. The record is from RefSeq and is a predicted model, not a curated record. Gene Ontology annotation, cellular component: cytoplasm. Gene Ontology annotation, molecular function: aldehyde dehydrogenase (NAD+) activity. The coding region runs from base 250 to 1752 and encodes 500 amino acids. The transcript has 2 exons.